Molecule: messenger RNA, 5985 nt
Organism: Scophthalmus maximus (turbot)
Lineage: Eukaryota; Metazoa; Chordata; Actinopteri; Pleuronectiformes; Scophthalmidae
Product: tensin-3
Exons: 26
Coding region: 415-4527 (1370 amino acids)
Biological process (GO): dephosphorylation
Molecular function (GO): phosphatase activity; protein binding
Source: RefSeq, a predicted model, not a curated record
AGGAGCAGCAGCAGGCGGCAGCAGGCGGCAGAAGAAGUAGCAGCAGUUCAGGAAAAAGAGGGGGUCGGGGGCUGCUUCCACUUUAUCACCGGCAGCUACGGGGGGGGGGGAAAGGGUGCGAAGGAGAGCACCGGGACGAAGAGAGCCGACUGCAGCGCCAGUGAUCGGGGGCUUGAGAGAGAGAGAACAUUCCAGCGGAGGAGACAUGAGCGCAGCCUGCUCCGAGCCUGCGAGACGGGCAGCGGGGGCUCGUUGACUCCGGGACCUUACCCCGCUCCUCUCUCUCUCUCUGUCUCUCUCUCUCUCUCUCUAUCCCUCUAUCCCUCCCUCCCUCCCUCCACAGCUCCUCUGACUUACAGAGGGGAACCAAAAGUCCUCGCGCUCCGCUUGAAAAGGAAAUCCCAAGAUUCCGAGAUGGAGGAAGGAUAUGAACUCGACCUCACAUAUAUCACAGAGCGCAUCAUCGCCGUGUCCUUCCCCCGGGGUUGCUCGGAGGAGGUCUACUCGCACAACCUGAAGGAUGUCACGCGAAUGCUCAAGUCCAAGCAUGCAGAUAAUUACCUGAUUAUCAACCUCUCAGAGAGAAGACAUGAUCUCUCUAAAAUGAACCCGAAGACCCUGGAUACAGGCUGGCCCGACAUGCAUGCUCCACCUCUGGAUAAGAUCUGCACCAUCUGUAAGGCCAUGGAGAGCUGGCUCAAUGCUGACCCUCUACAUGUGGUGGUCAUACACUGCAGGGGCGGAAAGGGUCGAAUAGGUGUCGUCAUUUCAUCAUUUGUGCAUUUCACCGAUGUUUCAGCCAGUGCUGAUCAGGCGCUGGACCGCUUCGCCAUGAGGAAAUACUACGAUGAUAAGGUCUCAGCUCUGAUGACACCUUCGCAGAAGCGGUAUGUUUGGAUCCUCAACAGUCUUCUAAGUGGAUCCAUGAAGAUCAAUGCCUCCCCCUUGUUCCUGCACUGCGUCAUCCUUCAUGGGAUACCAAACUUCGACGCCACCGGAGUAUGUCGUCCGUACAUCAAGGUCUACCAGGGAAUGCAAGCAGUGUAUUCAUCUGGAAUCUAUCAUAUUGGUCCAGGCCACAGAGACCGGGUAUGCAUCACCCUGGAGCCGGCCCAGCUUCUAAAAGGGGACAUCAUGAUCAAGUGCUACCACAAGAGCGACCUCACUUCCGAGCGCGGAGUUAUUUUCCGGCUACAGUUCCACACGGGAGCAGUGCAGGGCUACAGCAUGAUGUUUGAAAAAGAGGACAUGGAGACCGCCAGCAAAGACCCCAGAUUUCCAGAUUACGGCAAAGUGGAGCUGAUGUUCUCCGAGGGACCAGAGAGAAUCCCAGGUGCCGACAGGUGGCAAAAUGGAGCAGAUGUUAGCGUGGACUACAACACAGCAGACCCUCUAAUCCGCUGGGACUCCUACCAGAACAUCUGUGAUGGUGAAGCGCCACGCUCUCAAGGCCUAACCCAGGACAAAGCCGCUAACAAGAGGAGCCCCAGCGGAGGAGAGGCGACGCUGGGCCGAGGGGCCCGCACAACCUCCACCACUUCCAGCCCUGACCACAGCGACCACGCCCUCUCCGUCAGCAGUGACUCUGGCCUGUCUAGCACUUCCCUGUGGGCAGACAGACCCACACCCACCACCGCUGCCACCGUCAGGGCAAACCUGGGCCCCAGCCAGCACGAGAAGGUCCAGUUGAAGCGCCUCCUUAGCGGUUUUGGUCUUGAGGACCCCUCACUGGAGGAGAUGGAUGAUCAAGGCCCCAGGGUGGGCAUCCAGCAAAUAGUCCCAGCCCAAGUGCACAUCAACGGAGACCCCCGUCCCAAAGAGAGGGAAACGGACAUCUUGGAUGAUGAAGUCAUCACAGGUCACGAUCUACACAGCGUGGACAGUUUGGGGACCUUGUCGUCCUCCUGCCACAAGAGCAGCCAGAACUCCCUGCUGUCGGACGGCUUUGGAAGUCCAGGAGGAGAUGAGCAGCAGAGCCAAAGCCAGCACAGCCUUCACCAUCCAGCACCCCCUCCCAUGGAGGAAUAUGAGAGAGCCUAUGCCGAGGCUGGAAGGGGUUGUCUGAGCUCCAGGAGCAACUCUGUGGCCUCCUCUAAUCCCAGUAGCGCUCCCGUGCCCAAGCAGCAUGUCUACAGACAGGGAAGUUACUCCACACAGUCCUGGGUUCGCCAGCAGCAGAUGGUCGCUGCACAACAGUUUAUCUACAUGCCAGAGGAGGGAAAUGAUGCAGAGCGAUACCCGGGAAACAAGCAGGGGAGCAGUUUGCCUAAAGCAGGCCUGCCCGCCGAGCCACAGGGCCCUGCCAGGGACACGACGGCGGAUGCUUUGAGGAACGCAGCACCCCACAAGGAGCAGACAACGAUGAACAAUAACAACAACAACAAACAGGACGAGGAGUUCAAAUCUUUAACAAUGGACAUCGACAACUCCAUCGACCAGCUCAACCAGCUAAUCAUGGACCUGGACCCCACAUUCGUGCCGGUCUCGAGCCACGGCAGCUCCAUGAAGAGGAACGGCAGCGCGCACGUCAGCAGCUCAGUGGGCAAAUGCUCAAACGGCAUCGACGAUAGUAACGCGGCAACCCUGACAAACACACAGCAGACAGCUGUCCAGUCCAGCGAGGGGCGAACGGGCGUCACGCGGAGUCUGAGUCGGCAAGGUAGUGACGUCACGGAUCAGCCCGGCUUCUGUAGUUCAGGGUGGCGUGGGCCCGAGGAGUACAGGGGCCAGCGGACGUAUUCCCCCUGUGUGCCACAGUCCCAGCUUCGCAUGUUGUUCAGGAGUGACAGCGCAGACUUCAGGGCCCAGGGCCCAGACAUGGACGGCAGAGUGGAGGCCGGGAGUGACAUGGCUCCACCCACUCCUGCCUUCCCCAUCUCUCCACCUACGCCGUACGUGAAAAAUAUGUCCGAAUUGAAUCACCUCAGGCAAACACCUUCCCCCAGCAUGCAGUCAUACGGAGGCUACAGACCAGACCAUGAACCCCGGGAAUAUUCGGAGAUGAUUGGCCAUGUUGGCGUUGAAAGUUUGCCAGACUCCUCCAUCAACUGCCACAGGACGCUAAGUGCUACACAGUCUGCCUCUAUUGUCGGGACCCUUCAACGGACAGACAGCUCAUCCAUGAACCAGUCCUGGCCCGAGCAUCCUGUCCUGAGCCGCCACUCCUCCCUGAGCAGCUACACCUCUGCCAGACAACCACCGCAGCACUCCAUGUCACUGGACUACGACCACCACUCUGCUCCCCUGCACCACCCCCACAUCCACCCCGCCCCGAACGCCCACAGCUCGCCCCGGAGCAGCCAGCGGAGCUGCAUGGCUCGCUACGCCCUCGGCCACAGUUCGGGUCAAAGCUUUGACGAGCAGGACGACUCCAGGGUCGGCUACGCCUCAGACUGCCCGAACUCCAGCUCCUCCCUGUUGGGAAACGGAGGCAUGGACAGGGACCUUAUGAUGUCCAUCGACAGGCAGAUUCAGUCACACACGCCCCAGGUGCAGCCCCCACUUCUGCCUGAAAAGAAGAGGGCGUCGGACGGGGAGCACUCGCUGGGAACAGCCUCUCCAGCCCCCAGUGGGUUCUCGAGUCCCCACAGCGGGAGCUCCGUUAGCAUCCCCUUCCCCAAUGUCUUGCCUGACUUGUCAUCUCAGACAUCAGGCACAGCCUCACCUCUGCCAGAUGUACUGGCCAGCAAGCAGGUUACCGUCAAAUUUGUGCAGGACACAUCAAAAUUCUGGUAUAAGCCAGAUAUCUCGAGGGAUCAAGCCAUUUCAGUCCUGAAGGACAAGGAGCCCGGCUGCUUCAUCGUGAGGGACAGCCACUCAUUCAGAGGGGCCUAUGGGCUUGCAAUGAAAGUGGCCACGCCCCCACCCUCUGUUCUCCAACAGACCAAGAAAGGAGGCGAUCUGUCCAAUGAAUUGGUUCGCCACUUCCUGAUUGAGUGUACGCAGAAGGGAGUUCGGUUGAAGGGUUGCCCCAAUGAGCCAUAUUUUGGGAGCUUAACCGCAUUGGUCUGCCAACAUUCAAUUACUCCGCUGGCUCUGCCCUGCAAACUCAUUAUACCUGACAGAGAUCCUCUCGAAGAUGUUGUGGAGAAUACCUCGCAGACAGUCACCAACUCUGCCGCUGAGCUGCUAAAACAAGGGGCAGCCUGUAACGUGUGGUACCUGGGCUCAGUGGAGAUGGAGUCCCUGACGGGCAUCCAGGCAGUGCAGAAGGCCACCAGCAUGACUCUGAGCACCAACCCUCCACCAACCUCCACCGUGGUCCACUUCAAAGUGUCCUCCCAGGGAAUCACCCUCACUGACAACCAGAGGAAGCUCUUCUUCAGGAGGCAUUACAAUGUCAACACAGUCAUAUAUUGUGCAUUGGACCCUCAAGAUAGAAAGAUCUUCGGCUUCGUGGCGAGGAAAAGCGGCACUUCCAUGGACAAUAUAUGUCACCUGUUUGCAGAGCACGACCCCGAGCAGCCAGCGAGCGCCAUCGUCAACUUCGUCUCCAAGGUGAUGAUAGGCUCGCAGAAGAGCAAGUAGGAUCAGAGACGAUCACCUGGACAGAUUCUGACUGACUGAAGCAGGAAGCAACAAAUAAAGACAGAGGGGACUAAAGACGGCGAUGACCUGAAUUUUGACCCUGGAUAUUAACUGGAUAUUAUAUACAUUCUCCUCACUUACCAGCACCAGGACAUUUAACUACAUCUUUUAAUAGGAACAUAUAAAUCUUCUUUUUAUUUUCAUUUCCUGUAAAAAUGAACUGUAAAUUAGUAAAAUUAUAUAAGCCAACUUUAAAAAAAAAGUUAUCUCUACUGAUUUACAACUUUAAUGUCUUCUACAGAUGGGUUUAUAAUUACUCUCAUCAUAUUUGAAGCACAUAACAUAAAGGCUGCUUUUCUUAUUCAUCAAAGAAUUUUUUUUAAUGGACAAAUCAAGAAACAUUUGCAUGGAACUUUUUUUUCUAUAAUAUUUAACCAAAACAAGCUUCAUUCAAGCUAUUUUAACAUCCUUGUACAGUUGUAGCCGAUGUAGAAAAACCUGUGCAAAGGAAGUACAGCAAAUAUGUAUGAUUUGGAAUCUGGGACAGGCUACAUCACAAACGGGAUUAUCUUAUUUUAUCUAUGCAAUGUAAAUUUGUAUUUUUUUUAAAAACCACGGCCGUCUGUACAUGUGCAGCAUGUACGUCGCCUCUCUGAACUUUUUCUUCCUAAGAUGUAUGUGAAUAUGACCACUUAUAAAAGCUGUCAGCAACAGUGUGCGUGUGUGCAUGUGUGUGUACGUACCUGUGUGCGUGUGUGCUGAAAUGAGAGGAACCCUAGAAAAGUAUUUUAAUGCUAAUAUAUAUAUAUAUUGACUUGACAGGAGUUGGCUAAAAACACAUCAGUACUUUGUGUAGAAGUGGAAAAUUUGACUUUGUUUUUGCCCUCUUUGUGGGGACACUAGUACAACUGCAGUGUCUCAGAAUCAAAAAAGUGUGUACACAACUCUGUACAUUUAAUUGGACUCACAGGCGGCGGUUAUGUCGAGAGAACAAAUGCCGUCAUUGCGUUAGUGUUUUAAAAAUUCAGCGUUGGAUUUGCACAAAUAAACUUUAGUAUUUGACAAUAUUCAGCUGGUCAUCCGUCAAUGACAUAUACAAUAUACCUGCUCUCGGAGAAAUAUAGAAAUGUUUAUUAUCCCAUAUCUGAGUGUUUGUUGACAUGUAUAUGAGAUGAUGACCAAAAAAAAAUCCUUUAAUCUAUUUUUGAGUGUUUGGCAGACAUUUUAUUAUAUCGACAGGGACCAAGCACCAUAAAAUGAAGCUCUGUUUAUAUUCUUACAUUAAUUAUGUACACAUUUUGUUAUGUUGUUAUCAUCUAUUAUCUGUACCUCAUACUUAUCUCAUACUAUACUGUGCCUCUGUUUAUAUAACAUGCUACAUGUGAGCGGUUCAUUUGUAUAUUGAUCUUGCGUUGUUUGAUGUGUUCUGUAAAUAAACAAAACAAAACAUUUAUGUAA